GACCUCAAACUCAUGCUGCAGCCCCUAUUGUCUCAAAUAUACAACAGACUCUUCUACAAAAUUGUGUGCCAGCGAAAGUAACUUCUGACGAACUAAAUAGCAUAAUUCAGAAUAUAUCGACUUGUGUAGUGGCUACUGUGACUAGUAUACUAUACCCAGCCAUCACAAGGUAUGAAGAAAGGUUGCAAAAUUCUUCGCACCCAGUGUCUGACAGCUCCACCCUUUCUUCGGAUGGUUCAAGAUUUCGCAGCACAUGCGGUGAAGAGUUUACAUAUGGAAGCCACACACCUGCAACAACUAAAACAUUUCAGGCAGAGACUUGCACGUUUGCUGUUAAUGGGUCAGCAAGGAAACCAACCCCACCUUUAAAACCUCCUUCUGCCCAGGUGGAAAGAGCAGUUAUGGGUAAAACACAUCACAGGAAAGAACAAACUGCAACUUCGGAGCUCAACUAUAACAAGGCCAGUUUGGUAUAUUCAUACCCCAAACUCCGAAGUUGUCAGUCCAAUAGUCAACUUUUAGCACCUUUGCCAACAGGUUCAAAGAAAUCUAAGGAUGCUACCACACAAACAGAUGCCUUAGUGCAUCCAUUGCCUUGUGAUAAAAAAAGAAAAGCCAUGGAUGAGUUGAAGAAUUUAAAGAGUAUUUUUGUUAACUUUAAGUGCCACUUGAAAGGGGAAACUAAAUUGAUUUUGGAGAGCAUUUUUCAAGAAACAAUGUCUGAUUUAACCCAGGCCAUUCCCUCUAUUUCUUCUGUUACUGCUGAAGUUUUUGUUGACCAUGGUGAGCCUGAAAAAGAAGACUUGGUCUCCAAUGUUGAUAUCUGCUCACUAGCUUCAGACAUUGUAGAAAAUGUGUUUGAGAAACUAGAGUCUGCAGUCGAGAAAAAAUGUGUUGAGGUCUUUUCACAAGAAAAUUUGUCAGUAGACAUUAAAUCAAGUUUAACAGCUAGUGGGGAAUAUUUCACAUCAUCAAACAGAAAACCUUCAGAAGAUUCACUGCCUUGUACUUUGGAACCUAUGUGUUAUAUCGCAGAAGAUAUGGUGCAUGGCAUUUUAGAAAAGCUGAUGACACCUGUACCACUCAAGCAAAAUGAACUUCCUCUUAAAGACAUAACUAAACAUUCCCAUCUGCAACAAAGGACAGACCCAACAUAUACCAUCCUUCAAAGAGCUAGCAAAAACAAAUCUACUCCUGAACAUGAGACAGCUAAUUUAAUUGUGGAUGAAGAAAUUCAAAAUUUAAUCAUUUUUUCACAGUCCUCUUUAGUUGAUUACAUAGAGGAGGCAAUCAGCAUAAUAUUAAGUUACACACACACCAAACUUUAUGAGAGACUUAUUGGAUCUGAACAAAAAAUAAUAUUACUUCAGCUACUUAAUGAUAUCUUCACUCAUCUUCACCAGGAGCCAGUAAAACCAAGUGUUCAAAAAAGAAACCAAUAUAGACAAAAAAAUCUUUCUGACACUAAAGAAAAGUGUAGGCUCACUGGCACUGCAGUGUCUAAUGGUGCUCAGUGUAAAAGACCACUCCCACGUGUUAAUGUUCCAGGCAUGGUCCUUUACUCUGAAGAUGAUAGUGAAGAAAUAAACAACAUCAUGAAAAAUGUGAUUGAUUCAGCCCUCAAAGAAGAAAAAGCAAAAUCAUGUGAACCAACAUCUAAUCACUGGUUCACAAAAAGAAACACUUCUUUAGAAUACAAAAGAAAUAUUAGAUCACCAGCCAAGCCUACUUCUCACAGCAACAUUGCAUUUCAUGAUUGGAAGUUAAAGACUGAGCUACCACCACUUAUCAAUGAAGACAUUUUAAAGGGAAAACACUGCCUAAAUAAAGACGUUUCAAUUUUUAGCCAAGAUCAAAAGCAUCAAAUAAGAAAGGCUUCAGAGAACACAGUUAAACACAUUUUAACGGAAAUGCUCAAGGAUAUAUCUUCUGUUUCUCCUGGUCACCUAGGUAGCAAAAUUGGCAAAGAAUCUUCCAUUCUUGUUUCAGAAGCAUCUCAAGGACUCUCAGAUCAAGAAUGGAUGGAUCAGAUGUUCUCUGGGUCUGAAAUAAGUGCAGUGGCCCAAGGAAUAACAGAGUCUGUGUUAAAUAUACUUUUUAAGGCAUCAAACUGCUUGUCCAAAACCACGAAAAGUUCUGCUCCAUCAUCGGUUCAUCAAACUUUUCUAGAUAAUUCUGACAUUACCCAUAUAGGCAAAGAAGCACCAGAUAAAAAGCCACUAAAAAUAUGGUUUGAUAGUGACAGGAAAAUGAAAUACUUAUCUUCACUUGAUGUAGAUUCCGCAAAGCCUUCCUGGUUAAGAUCCGGAGAAAGGAAACCUAAAUGUGUAGAUAAAAUUGUUGAUAAAAUCACUAAUGCAAUUUUUAAAAGGCUGAAGUUACUUGUUUGUCCAAAAUUGCAAGCAGAAUUCAAACCUUCAUCUGCCAAGUGAUCUUCACUGAAAUCUCAACUUAGUACUUAUACAACUAAAGUAGUAAAUAUUGUUCUACAUGCUAUCCAGAAUGAACUGGAAGUCAAUAAGAAAAAUGUAAUUCUCAGGAAGCUAGACCAUAACAAAUCCCUUACAAGUAAAGGGCUUUUUACUUAUAUUGGUAAGAAAUUGUCAUCGAGAUUUGUUAUGAGAGAUUCCAAUUUGGAAAGCCCAUUAUUAACUUGGAUUUGUGCAAUGUUACUAAGUGAAAAUGAAAAUCAAAAGAAUAUUUCACUCCCUUCAGAUAAACCAGGGUCUACAGCUUCAUUGGGAUAUGACAGUACUGACAAACAAAACAUUUUGCUAAGUAGACAGGACAAAAAAAUGUUUUGUAAAUAUUUGGCUACUCCUUCUACUAUCCACAGUGCCGCAAACAGAAAAGAUCUCAAAGAAAAUGACAGUUUGCAGGUAUUAGAUAGGAUUGGGGAAACAGUACAUGAAAUGUUAAGCAAACUGAUAGGUACUCCUUCAGAUUCUCAGACAUCUUGUAGCUGGCAAAACAGAGAAUACAAAGAUCAACAAAAGGCUGCUGCACAGAAGUCUAAUAUUCAGGUCAUUUCCAAAACAAUUUUAGAAUAUAUCCUGGAAAAAUUAUGUAGUAUUGAGGUGGAUACCAGUUUUGUAAGUCCUGGACUUACAGCUGUCUCAGAAUCUUUUGAUAUUGACAAGCUAUCGUUUGUUUCAAUUAUUGAGGAAAUUGCCAAAUGCACCAACAUGAUAUCCAGCAUCAUCUCCAGAAAGAUACAGAAUGAUACUAAAGAGGUGACUAAAAGCAAGGCAAAAAGUAUUUCUUCUUUGUCUUCCAAAUCAGAGAGCUCAAAAGAAACUCACCAAAAUACCCUGAAAGCUGUUGCCUCGGAUAUUCUUAAUAUGGUUUUUACUAAACUGGAAGGGUUUGCCAAUGGAAAUUUAGAAAUUCAAGGUGAUAUUAGUGGUGGUAAUAAAAUAGACAAUAGGAUAGACAGGGAAAGUGACGGUAACAGUCUUCUCUCAGAUACCCACAAAGCCAUUAGAGUCUGUUUUAUACAUGCAAAGAAGGUAUCAAGUGCUAUUUUGAAAGCCAUUCAGACAGAAUUAAACGUGAGCACAGAUGAUUUGAGGAAAAAUGUAAAAGAGCCAUCACCUGAGACACAAAUGUUUACGGACAUAGUCAAUCUAAUUUUAGAUGCAGUAUCCUCAGAUAUGUCUAAUGAAACUGAAUCAGAAGACAGAGGCAUCAGAACCUACCGAUACCAACCAACUUAUGGAAAUUUUCUUCCUGGAGAAGCUGAAUCAGAUUCAUUUCUAGAAGAUGAUAUGCAUACAGAGAAAAAAUUCACUAGAGAGAGAACAUCACUGAGACAGGAAGCUAAAUUCUCUUCUCCUAAAGAAAGGGUUCUAGAAACAAGCUUACAUGAAAUUGAAAUGAAACUCAAAGAAUCAUUUAAAUCUCCAGUCAUUCCCAUUAUAAGAAAUAUUUUGAAUGAAAUUUUUCAAAGUAAUUUGAUCAAUCAGUUAAAUGUGCUUUCUCUCUCCCACACUCAUUUUGGUGGCGAGCCGCACAAUGUUCAUGAGUCAACUACUCAAACAUCGGUUCAAUUUCCAGAUAAAAUGAUGGGUCCUUUAGUGUCUGAAACAGAUGUGAUUAUAGUGGCAAAUGAUAUUGUUAGAAUUGUAUUUUACAAGCUUUAUGCAGCUGCCAUAACAGAAGAAAAUGUAAGUGAAAACAGAGUUAAAAACAUCACAUUUUCAGCACCUGUUUCCUGUUGUGAACAUACCUAUGGAGGGAACUCUGGUCCUACAUUGGACAGAAAUCUUUGCACUUUUCAGCACAGAUUCAAUAUUGACAAACAGACCAAGGUAAAGAUGACUGAAGAUAUUGUACAGGCAGUAUUUCAAAACUUGGAAAUUUUUGCUACUUCCAAAAUAAAAUCUCUGUUUUGUUCCCAAGUCAACUUCACAGUCCCAGAGGUUUUGUCUACUCAGCAAGAUCAUUCACUGAGCAGAGCACUACCAGCUGAAGAUUCAUAUUCUGACAUGCAAUCUUUGUGUUGCUUAGUGGAUCAUAAGACCAAUUCAUCCUGCCAAAUCUCUUUGCCUAAACUAAAUAUUUAUGCAAAAGAAGUGGCUAGAAAAAUUUUACAGAGGAUCAAACAUGAGUUAGAUAAAGAAAGGGAAAGUCCUUUCUUGAUUCAUAACAUUGUGGUUUCUGAAAGUAUUACAAGUCAAGUUGUUAACACAAUGCUAGAUAUUAUAUCGUGCAAAAACAGAUGUAACAACAGCUGUGAGGAAGAGAAUGACUCUGCUCAGCCUGACUGCAUUAUUGAAAAGAUGUUCAAUAAGACUGAGUAUAGAAAAAAACUUCAGUUUCAAAUACAAGGUACCAUUGAAGGUGUCUUAUGUGAUAUUUAUGAAAAAACCCUGCACAAGAAUAAUUUCUCAUUUCCCACACUCACCCUGAAAGAUAACAGAGCUGGUGAAUGUUCAGAACCAAAUUCUGAAAUGUUCCCUGAGGGUGUGAAUAAGAUUACUCCUGAACUUGCAGUUCCUAAGUCAGAUGUCCUUUUGCUAACCAAGGAAGUAGUGCAUAUUGUUCUUCAUGGUAUCACUUCUGCUGCCAUGCUUGGCAUAGAUGUGAAGGAUCCCAUUUUUGCAAGAUCAACCUUCUGUGAUAUCUUUCCAAAAGCAGAAUAUCAAGCAUCUCUUUUUAUGGAGUCAAAUAAUGAAGGAAGACCGGAGUGGUUUUCAUAUUCAAGCAAUAAGAAACAAGCAUACGGCAAUGAUGAUCACACAGCUUUAGAGGAGAAAGAGGACACCAAGAGCUCUGUUCCUGAAGCAUGUCAGGAAAGUGCUGACUUCAUCAUUAAAACUUUUGAUCAGCUGCAAACUUUUGCCGCAGAAAGAGUAGAUUCACUUAUUACUCUCACUUUUCAGCCUAAAGGAAUGUCAAUUGUUAGUCCAGAAUUGGAGAAUUAUACACAAGAUGACAGUGUUUUUCAUGAAUCAAGCCAAGAGUAACUAGAGGUGAGUGUCCCAAGAAGAUCAACAACUAAAACCAUUCUCAGCCAAGAGCUCACAGAACCCACUUUUGUCAGUUACAGAGAAAAACUUGGAGCCAUAAUUCAUUUAUCACAAGCUAGCCUGAAGGAGUAUGCUGAUAUCAUUGCCAGUGCUACUUUGAAGUUUAUUAAAAAUGACUUAGACUUAAAAAUCCAAAAGAUGCAUCCAUAUCCAAACAAUAUUUUAUUCCAAAAAAAUGUAAUUGUGAGUGAAAUUAUAGACAGUAUCUUAAAGAUUUUACAUAAUAAAAUAUCUGUAAAGGAAAUUAAUUUUUCCUCAGAGAAGAAUCUUAACUUUUCACAAUUAACUCUAUCAAAUGAAAUAUUGCUGGGACACAAAGAGAAGGAAAAAAACAGUUCAUUACCUCUGCUUACAAACUAUCCAUUGGGAAAAAGUGAAAAUCCAAGAGUAUUUCACUUUGGGACCCUAAAAGCAGUUGUUGAGGCAGACCGAAUUCAGACAACGGUUUCUCCACUCAGAAUAUGUUUAGCUGUAGAAAAUAUUGUCAAUACUGUGCUGUUGAGCUAUGGUUUUCCAAAUCAACCACACACUAAUAAAAGCAUGGAAGCAAUGAAACCGUCUUUUAUGUCAAAGACAAACUAUUUAUCUGAAAUAUCUACAGCAAACAAAAAUAGUUUACUUAGUAAAUGGGCUAAAAGAAUCAGGUGUGGGCCUGAAGAAAAUGAAAUCGCUGAAGCUUGUGGGGGAGAUUUUUCUUUAUUGCAAAAAUGGCAAAACAAGACUCCAAAGAUUAAGUCAAUAGAGACUUGCAAAGAAGUUGAAGUCACUGCGUUUGCUGAUCAUGAACUGGGUCCAAAUGAAAUUCGUCUGGUAGCAGUGCAUGUUACCACAUCUGUGAUCACAUAUUUGAAGAACUUCAAAACUAGAGGCACUGUCCUUCUUGAUGAUGGUCUUUCUAAAGAAAUAUCAGCAGAAGUACAUCAUCUUUUAAAAACUCUUCAAAGGGUAGAAGAUGGAGAGCUUGGUAAUUGUGAGAGAUCAGUGGACUGCAAAAAUCUUCAAGGAGAUUGCAUGUCAAAUCUUUUGGAAAACGUGAUAGAAAUGGACCAAGAUUUACUGUCAUCAGAUUGUAUGCUUACUAUUAUUUCUCACAGCUUGGUGAAAUCAUUGAUGGAUAAAUUAUCUUAG
This is a messenger RNA of Heterocephalus glaber (naked mole-rat), 6659 nucleotides long. The record is from RefSeq and is a predicted model, not a curated record. Lineage: Eukaryota; Metazoa; Chordata; Mammalia; Rodentia; Bathyergidae.